Molecule: messenger RNA, 2434 nt
Organism: Chelmon rostratus (copperband butterflyfish)
Lineage: Eukaryota; Metazoa; Chordata; Actinopteri; Chaetodontiformes; Chaetodontidae
Gene: dus3l
Product: dihydrouridine synthase 3-like (S. cerevisiae)
Exons: 16
Coding region: 318-2234 (638 amino acids)
Biological process (GO): tRNA processing
Molecular function (GO): tRNA dihydrouridine synthase activity; metal ion binding; flavin adenine dinucleotide binding
Source: RefSeq, a predicted model, not a curated record
CCACGGAUCUUACCAAACUGCUGCACAACCAUUUCCUCAUGCUGUUGGGAUUGUUGCUGUGCAUGUUAUGGUAUGAGACAGAAGUAUUAUCCAAGUUAACUGUUUUUGUUCAGUUUUUACUCGUGAACCGAUUUUUAAUCGCUAUAAAUUAGCGUUAAAUGCGUCAGCAAGCCAGUAACUGUUUAUGUCAACAGCCGUUACGUAGCUGUUAGCUUGUCAGCAGGAUUAGCAAUAUUCAGCUAAGUAUGCUGCACUAACUCUACUUUGGCAACCUUAACUACAACAGAAAAAGGAUUGGGUGAGCCUGUGAAGUUGUGAUGGAAAAAGCGGCGGAUGAAGCCGUUGAAAAGCGGACAGAUGUGGCAGUAAAAGGUGAAGCUCUCAUCAAACCAGAAUUCCUGACAACCAAAGAAAAAUUUCAUGGGUUUGUAGAUUCUGAGUGGCAGGGCCCAAAAGGAGAGAAGGCCAGUGAAAAUGAUAAGGUUGAGGAGACGUCUGUUGAGGAACCGGAUGCUAAAAAGCUAAAACUGGAUCCUGAGGAGAGAAAUAAAGCAGGAAAACCAGACGGUAAAAGACACCGGGGACAGAAUAAGUCAAGGCCUCACAUAAAGCCUACCACCUAUGAUGAGAAACGGCUGUGUCUCUCAGUCAUUCAGGACAAUAGAGAAUGCCCCUUUGGAGACAAAUGUUGCUUUUAUCAUGACGUCGCAGAGUACUUGGCCACUAAGCCCACCGAUAUCGGAGAAAGCUGCUACCUCUAUGACACAUUUGGAAAGUGUACCUACGGCCUCUCCUGCCGCUUCGCCAAGGCUCACACUACACCUGACUUCAAAACCAUGGAGAACGCCGAGCUAAUUAAGGCCUACGAGGGCAGGAGUGUGGUGAAGAAUGUCCUGAGCAAAGACCUCCAGAAUCGUCUGAGGAAGCAUUCAGUGGCCUUCAACAAGUCAGCAGAAUACCUCAAAACACUUUCAAACAACAAAGACAAAAGAGAACAGCCGGGAAACGGUGAUGCUUGUGCAGCUGAAUUAUCUGCGGAUCAGACAGGAGGGGAGCAGCACGUGUCUCCUGAAGCAGAAAAACAGCCACAGGCCAGCCAGGAUAAACAGCCUCCAGUGAAGACUGUUGGCCCACUGACGGAUGUCGAUGUCAUCAAGUUGCGCCCGUGUGAAAAGAAACCGGUGGAUUUUCAAGACAAACUCUACCUUGCUCCUCUAACAACUUGUGGAAAUCUGCCUUUCCGUCGUGUGUGCAAGCGCUUUGGAGCAGACAUCACCUGUGGGGAGAUGGCCAUGUGCACAAACCUGUUGCAGGGGCAGCAGUCAGAGUGGGCCCUCCUGAAGCGGCAUGAAAGUGAAGAUGUUUUUGGCGUCCAGGUGGAGGGCUGCUUCCCCGACACCAUGACGAGGUGCGCCGAGCUCAUCAACAACAACACUGAUGUUGACUUCGUGGACAUCAACUCUGGAUGUCCCAUUGACCUUGUCUACAAAAAGGGUGGAGGCUGCGGCUUGAUGACACGCACCAGAAAGUUCGAACAGAUAAUCAAGGGAAUGAACUACGUUCUUGACGUUCCUUUGACAGUCAAGAUCCGCACAGGUGUUCAGGAGAAGAGCAACGUAGCACACAAGCUCAUCCCUGAGAUGAAAAAAUGGGGCAUCUCAAUGGUCACAUUGCAUGGCCGGUCCAGAGAGCAGCGCUACACAAAGUUAGCUGACUGGGACUACAUCAAAACCUGCUCCGAGCUGGCUAGUCCUGUCCCACUUUUUGGUAAUGGAGACAUUCUGUCCUAUGAAGACGCCAUGAAAGCCAGAGACACUGGAGUUUCUGGGAUUAUGAUUGCAAGAGGUGCUCUCAUUAAGCCCUGGAUCUUCACCGAAAUAAAGGAGAGCAGGCACUGGGACAUCUCGUCCAGUGAGCGACUGGACAUCCUCAGGGAUUUCACCAACUUUGGUCUGGAGCACUGGGGCUCCGACACGCGAGGUGUAGAGAAGACCCGCAGCUUCAUGCUGGAGUGGCUCUCCUUCAUGUGCAGGUAUAUUCCAGUGGGCCUGUUGGAGCGAGUGCCUCAGAAAAUCAACGAGCGACCUCCGUACUACAUGGGCAGAAACUACCUGGAAUCACUGAUGGCCAGUCAGCACGUUGGGGACUGGGUCAGGAUCAGUGAAAUGCUGCUUGGACCUGUACCGAAGAACUUUAACUUUUUGCCCAAACAUAAAGCGAACGCCUACAAGUAAAUUUCUUUGUCAGACUACUUAAAAAAAAAUGCCUGUGCUUUUUUUUUUUUUUUAAAUUGGCCCUGGAGAGUAAGAUUUAAGAAAGAAAAUCUAUUGCAUUUAAAAUGAUAAAGACUAUGAAAUACUUUAUUUGACCUGUGGUGCAGUAGGAGAAUACAUGGGUGUUUGUGUACUUGAAAUAUAUGCAAUAAAUUCUUUUG